Messenger RNA from Balaenoptera musculus (blue whale), 4109 nucleotides. It is a transcript of the gene LHFPL2, whose product is annotated as LHFPL tetraspan subfamily member 2. Lineage: Eukaryota; Metazoa; Chordata; Mammalia; Artiodactyla; Balaenopteridae. The transcript has 7 exons. The coding region runs from base 928 to 1614 and encodes 228 amino acids. The record is from RefSeq and is a predicted model, not a curated record. Gene Ontology annotation, cellular component: membrane.
ACCCCUCCCCCCGACGCCUCCCGAGAGCGGGACGCGGCGGCGAUGGUGACUGGGCAGCGGCGCGGGGCCGGGUCCUGGGCAGGGAGCCUCGGCGGCCUCUUUCUUUCUCUGCCCCCGCCCCUCUUUCCCCUUCCUGCGUGCUAGCCACGGCAGCGGCCGAGGUCGGCGCUCUCUCCUCGCCUCCUCUUCCUCCUCCUCCUCCCCUGCCCGGGGACCCUCUCCCCUCCCUCAAUCGCCCCCUCCUCUCGCCGCCUCCUCUCCUCUCCCCACCCCUCCCUCCUCCUCCUUCCCCGAGUGGCCGGCCGGGCCAGAGAAAGAGAGACCGAGAGAGAGAGCGACAGAGGUGGCUGCGAGGAGGCGUAACGGUAAACUGGGAAGCGGACUCUUGAGUUCACAGCUGGCCUGUGGCUUUGCACCUCAUCGAGGAGCUCCUCCUCGUACAGGUGGCAUUUUUCUGAAGUUGUUCAUUGAGACGUCCCAGCAUUCCUGCAGAUAUAAUAGAGGUUCUCUACCGUACUCCGUGCCUUCAGUUGCUGCCCACAUGCCGGACCUCCCCAGACCAAACCUCUUCUCCAGUCUGCAGACCCAUGUAGCCUUCUGCCUGUUGGGGGUUUCCCCCCGGUGUCCCACUGGCACAUCUAAUGCAGUGUGCCCUCCGAUGAACCUGUUCCCUUUCCCUGACUGGCCCUGUGGCCUGUAUUCUAUCUGCUGGUGAGGCUUGCGGCCGCGCGGAGCUGCGACAUGGCAGCAUGACAGCCCCGGAGAGCGCUGCCCCACGACGCCGCCGGGACGAGGGAGCCCCCGAGCAGCGGCCACUGCCGGCCCGGAGCGCCUGAGCCUCCUUCCCGCGCCUUCCCCACCGCCCGCCGGGCUCGCCUGUACAGUUCACCCCGUGGCCUCCCGACUCCUGACGCCUCGAACAUCAAUAUGUGUCAUGUCAUUGUCACCUGUCGCUCGAUGCUCUGGACCCUCCUGAGUAUUGUGGUGGCGUUUGCCGAGCUCAUUGCCUUCAUGAGCGCAGACUGGCUGAUUGGAAAAGCCAAGCCCCGCGGCAGCGCCGAGCCCGGCGAGCAGGGCGGAGGCUCCCCGGAGCCCCACCACCCCACGCUGGGCAUCUACGCCCGCUGCAUCCGGAACCCCGGCGUGCAGCACUUCCAGCGGGAGACGCUGUGCGGGCCCUACGCCGAGACCUUCGGAGAGAUCGCCAGCGGCUUCUGGCAGGCCACCGCUAUUUUCUUAGCCGUGGGCAUCUUCAUUCUCUGCAUGGUGGCCCUGGUGUCUGUCUUCACCAUGUGUGUGCAGAGCAUCAUGAAGAAAAGUAUUUUCAACGUCUGCGGGCUGCUGCAAGGAAUUGCAGGCCUCUUCCUUAUCCUGGGUUUGAUACUCUACCCUGCUGGCUGGGGCUGCCAGAAGGCCAUAGGCUACUGCGGACACUACGCGUCGGCCUACAAACCCGGAGACUGCUCGUUGGGCUGGGCCUUCUAUACCGCCAUCGGGGGCACGGUCCUCACUUUCAUCUGUGCCGUCUUCUCCGCACAAGCAGAAAUUGCCACCUCCAGUGACAAAGUACAAGAAGAAAUCGAAGAGGGGAAAAACCUUAUCUGCCUCCUUUAGUUUGGAAGAGACAUCAGUGCCGUUUUCUUGCUCGUGUAACCUUGUGAAACACUUCACUUCUGGUUCUGUCGUUUGAAUCAAGUGAAGAACUAGCCUUUACCUACCAAAGCCACGUUCCACAGCCCUGAGCCUUGCCAGGACCAACGACAGGCAACACCCAGCUGCACAAAGUGACUGCACAGGAGGGCCACAGUGCAAACUGUAAGAGAUGGAACAUGAAAAUAGUACAUAAACCCUGACAUGCAGUUAAGUUCUGUCAGACUCCAUCUCCCCCCAAGGCUCAAUGAAGGAUGAUGAUCUAAACCAUUAAAGCAGCAGUUUCUCUGGUAACAGAAGAGACCAUUUGGCCAGAUUUGCAGGCUGUUUAAGAGACGUUUCUGCACCGGUUGCAUGCCCGUGAGCAUCUCUGCCUCAGAGUGAGGUUUGGGGGUUGGUGCUUUUGUUUCCUCCUAGUUCUUUCAAACUGUCUCAGUUGGAGACUACAAUGAAGACUGCACACCCACCGGGGAGAGGAUGUGUGCUAAAGGGCCGAGCAAGACACUGUCUGUUGCUUAGCUGACCCGAGGGGUCAGCAGGGACAGUGUGGAAUUCUGUGGUGGGACUUAUUCUAGGCUGAAUUCCAGAGUCAGGUGGAUCAAUUGAUCUGUCACUCCAAGAGUUUAGAAAUUUGAGUAAAGGAAGAAUAAGGACCUGUCCAAUCAUGAGAAUGAAAGUACAAAAUCCUGCUAGUGGAGACAAAUUCAUUCCACUCCCCAGCAGCCAGGCUAGCACCAGUAGUGGCCCCGUCUCCUCUUCCACUGGAGAUCACGUGUUGUUCUUCUAGGGCUAGGACUGCGCUGUGACUGCCAAAGGAAACCUCACUCUGUUUCCUGAUUCCAGGGACAGAGGUCUCCGAGCCAGCUGUGGCUCAUUCAUCUGGUGACUGGGAGAGCUUACCAGAAUCUCAGCGCUUGCAGGGAGACCUUUUCCCACUGUGUGGUAACCAUGCUGUAUUCAGCUGUAUUCCCACCCCCAGCAGCAGCAGGAUGGCAUUCUGUGCAGAAAAAGGAGCUAGAGACGGGAGUUAAGUUCUUCUAGUUACUGGUGUUGGUCCUGAAAGCAGACUGAAAUAACAUUAAAUUGCUCUAACUGGUGAGUUGCAUCAAAGGCUUCAUUCUCAGGAAAGCACAGAGUAGACAGAAAGUUAAUGCAAAACGAGAGCUAGACCAAGCUCAUAGCACCUGCCUAUACCUGUUUACAAAAUGAAUGAAACACCACUAUUAAAAAGGAUUCAGGGGCUUUUAAUCUAGUUUCUAUAAAUCACCAACAUAAUUGAUUCAGGAAAAUGAUAUUGGCCAUCACUUCAAACUUACUUUGGAACGAUCAAAGUGACCAGAAAGAACCUAGUCUGGUAUUAUCCUGAGCUUCAGAAUUGGAGAAUGCGACAGAAACACUUCUUUGCAACUUAAGCAAAUGGAGUGGACCUGCCAAAUUUCUGGAAGGACUAAAAGGACAGGUCUCUUCAGGCUUAUGAAUCUGCUUACUUGAGGGCUUGCUUUGUUUUGAAAAUUUAACAAAUAACUAUGAACCUUGUUUGGGCAAGGUAUUGUGUGCUAAGCACCACCAGGCAUAGAACCCUGAUUCAGAUUUUACAACCCUGCCCUGAGUAAGUCAUCUUAAAGCUGCGUGAGUCUAAAACCCUGCCUUGCUGCAGAACAAGUAAUUGCUUUAGUUGUUCCAUUCCAGUUUAAUUCCAUUCUAGCCUUCGGCCUGUACCAGAAACCGUUUUCUCUCACAGAUAAUGAGCUAAAGGGCAGGAAGGCGGAGGCAUGGAACCAGGUCUUCAUGAGCUCACCAUUCUUAGACCAAGGUUCAGAGUAAGCAAGAUGUACAUCUGUGACUUCAAGGGGUAAAUAUGUAUCCUCAUAGCAGCCUGUCAUAAGGGCUCAGGACACAAACAAUAACUGUCUGACGCCACACAGAAAUAAUAAUAGGUUAUGGCAGCCACUGUACAGGACUCCUGUCCCUUACUGUGCAUCUGUAUGCUCUAACCAAGUCCCGAUGCCAUCACGGUCAUUGAUUUUUAACCCUUGGCAAGAAUUUUCAUUUAAAAAAAAAAGCAAUUCCCUCCAUCAGGCAAAUAAUUUAAAACCCAAUUUUUUUUCUUAAAUUUAUCAUCACAAGAUUCACUCUACUUUUUCUUCUAUACGAGAUAGAUAGAGAACCCAUGUUAUAACACUAAUUUUACAGUCUCACUCUCCUCGCAGACAAGUCAUAAGCCUAGAGGAUCCUCUAAGCACGUCCAUCAUCUUUAUUGCCUGACUGUGCCUUCACUAAGGGGCGGUGGGGGGUGGGAUAUGCCUGGGUCACUCUGAUAACAGAAGUCAUGAGUGGAAAUGUGACCUCUCUUGGCCAGAAGAAAGUCACUUGACAGUGUUUACUUCAUUAGUCUGAAUGCUACAGAAGACCAAAAAAAAAAAAAAACAGCACAUGCACACAAACAAAACCCCAAACCA